This is a messenger RNA of Alligator sinensis (Chinese alligator), 861 nucleotides long. RefSeq names its product purine nucleoside phosphorylase-like. Gene Ontology annotation, biological process: nucleoside metabolic process. Bases 1 to 861 code for a protein of 286 amino acids. The record is from RefSeq and is a predicted model, not a curated record. Gene Ontology annotation, molecular function: purine-nucleoside phosphorylase activity. Gene Ontology annotation, cellular component: cytoplasm. Lineage: Eukaryota; Metazoa; Chordata; Crocodylia; Alligatoridae. The transcript has 6 exons.
AUGCACGAAAAAGAGAGCUUCAGCUUCGAGGCGUGUGAGCAGACCGCGGACUGGCUCCUGUCCCACACCCGGCAGCGGCCCCGCGUCGCCGUCAUCUGCGGCUCAGGGCUGGGCCUGCUGGCCGACACCCUGCAAAGUCCGGAGGCUUUCGGCUACUCGGAGAUCCCCAACUUCCCCAGCAGCACAGUGGCAGGCCACGCCGGGCAGCUGGUCUUCGGGGAGCUGCAGGGAAAGCCAUGCGUCUGCAUGAAGGGGCGUUUCCACAUGUACGAGGGGCACCCGCUCUGGAAGGUUACGUUCCCCGUCCGAGUCUUCAAGCUGUUGGGCGUGGAGACCCUGCUGGUCACCAACGCUGCGGGGGGCCUGGCGGAGAACUACAGCCCCGGGGACAUCAUGGUCAUCCGGGACCACGUCAACCUGCCGGGCCUGGCCGGACUGAACCCGCUGCUGGGGCCCAACGAGGAGCGGUUUGGGCCCCGCUUCCCCGCCCUCUCCGAUGCCUACGACAAGGAGCUGCGUGCGCGGGCGCUGGAGAUCUCCGAGCAGCUCGGCUACUCGGCCUUCGUCAGGGAGGGCGUGUACUGCAUGGUGGGGGGCCCCAACUUCGAGUCCGUGGCUGAGGCCAGGAUGCUGCGGGCACUGGGGGUCGAUGCUGUCGGCAUGAGCACGGCCCCCGAGGUGGUCGUGGCCAAGCACUGCGGGCUGCGUGUCUUCGGCCUCUCGCUGAUCACCAACACGGUGGUGCGGGACUACGACAGCAAGGACAGCGCCAGCCACGAGGCCGUGCUGGAGGCCAGCCAGGCGCGGGCUGCUGCCCUGCAGACGCUCAUCACGGAGCUGGUGGGCAGCAUCGAGCCCUGA